Lucilia sericata (common green bottle fly) is the source of this 3963-nucleotide messenger RNA. RefSeq names its product homeobox protein homothorax (gene hth). Gene Ontology annotation, molecular function: RNA polymerase II cis-regulatory region sequence-specific DNA binding; DNA-binding transcription activator activity, RNA polymerase II-specific. Bases 1733 to 3202 code for a protein of 489 amino acids. Gene Ontology annotation, biological process: brain development; positive regulation of cell population proliferation; positive regulation of transcription by RNA polymerase II. The transcript has 15 exons. Lineage: Eukaryota; Metazoa; Arthropoda; Insecta; Diptera; Calliphoridae. The record is from RefSeq and is a predicted model, not a curated record.
CAUAUGAGAGUCAAUCUACUACCACUACACUGCUAGUAUCUCAACUUGUAGAAGCAGAAGAAAGCAACAACAGCAACAUUAAUAUCUGUGUGUAGAAAAAUGACGUAUACACUCUCACGUUUUUUGAGGAAAAAGUAUCUGUGUGUUUGGUCGUUUAUUUACCCCCGCCAAGUUUAGUUUUCGAAGUGAUUGACAAGCCCAGUGUGUAUUUGCCUUCGAAACGCGUACGACGUGCUGUGCUGUGUUAUAGACGACACGACGAGUAACAAAAAGAACAACAAGAAGACAACACAAAACAACAAUAAUAAUAAAAAUUUAUAACAAUAUUUAAAAAAAAAAACAAAAUAUUAUUAUUUAUUAGAAAAAAUAUUUUACAAAACAUAAAUAACUUCCAAACAUUAAUGCUUGAAAGUUUAUUGUUUCAAAAUAGAAAAAGUUUUUCCUUAGAAAAAAACGCAAAAAUAACGUCGGCAAAAAAUUUUUGCAAAAAAGUCUAAAAAACAACAACAAAAUAUGUUGAAGUAAUAAAUAUUGAAAACAAAACUUUAAACAAAAGUAUAACACAGCAUUUUGUUUAACUGAAAUUAAAAAUAAUAAACGUGAAAAUUGUGUAACGGUAACGGGUUUUAGAGAAAAAAAGGAACUUAAAAACAAAUACAACAAUAAAAAAUAUUGAAAAGCAGUUGAAAGCUACAACAUUUAUAAACAAAACAAAAAAACAUUCAAAAUAAACGGUUAAAAAAGCCGUCGCUUUUUUUCGCGCGCGCGAUUUUUUCGUUUUGGUUUUAAAAUUAAUUUUUAUUAUUUUUUGGUUUAAAAUAAAGAAAAAACACUAAUGUUUGUUUGUCUAAAAAUCCUAAUUUUAGAGGAACUGUGAUAACAAAAUAAUAACUGGAAAAAAGCAAAAAAUUUGUUUUCUUAACACAACUUAUGUAUACGAUUUAAACAUUAAAGAAACAACAACAAAAUUCCUCUUCGUUAUAUAUUUUUGUUCAAAAUUAAUUAAAGACCUUGCUUUAUUUCAAACAAAAAAGAAAAAAAAUUAACACUUCAAUAACAAAAAAAAAAAUGGAUUUAUGACAUCUACUUCAGAAAAUAACAACAAACAAACAAGAAAAAUCUACCAAAAAAUCUAUCUACUGAAGAACAAGUCUACACCACGCAACCCUACAAUUUAAAAAUAAAUUAUUUAAAUGAAAGCAACAACAACAACCAUUUUUACUUAAAACAACAAAAUCUAUAUAUUGAAAAUUUGUAUACGAAAAAGAAAAUUUCAAAUUUCAUUUUUAAAAAGAAGAAAAUCCAAAAAGAAUUAAAAAAUAAAAUAUAAAUGUGCCUAACCUAUAACCAAACAACAACAACAUAAUAUUUUAACAUAACAAAAUAAUUUAAAUAAAAAAUAACAAGCAAGCUAAGCAGAAAUUUUUUUAAAUUUUUAGUUUAUUUUUUUUGUAAAAAAAGUGACAAGUGAUUUUUUUUGUUUUUUUUUUUCUCAAAAAAGAAUAAUAAUCUUGCUUUUAAUUUUGAAAAAAGAAAGUGCAUAACUCAAUAAAUUAAUAACUACAACUAUAAACGGAAAAAUAUUUAUUUUAAAAUUAGUAAAAAUAUAAAAUUCUACACUUCAAUUUUCUUCUUUGCUGGGAAUAAAGUUGAGUGUAGUUUUUUCUUUUGUUUAAAUUCUUUUUACUAAAAAGUGGCACAAAUCGGGUUGGACGUAGCUCCUAGAGCAUUAAUGGCUCAACCUAGGUAUGACGAUGGCCUGCACGGCUAUGGUAUGGAUUCGGGUGCUGCAGCAGCUGCCAUGUAUGAUCCACAUGUUGGUCAUCGGCCGCCUGGAUUACAAGGCCUACCAUCACAUCAUUCACCACACAUGACACAUGCUGCUGCAGCAGCGGCCACAGUUGGAAUGCAUGGCUACCAUACAGCUGGCGCUGGUGGCCAUGGUACCCCUAGUCAUGUAUCACCGGUUGCUAAUCAUUUAAUGGGUGCAAUACCCGAAGUACAUAAACGUGAUAAGGAUGCUAUAUAUGAACAUCCCCUAUUCCCGCUGUUGGCUCUGAUAUUUGAAAAAUGUGAAUUGGCCACAUGUACGCCCAGAGAACCUGGUGUGCAAGGUGGUGAUGUAUGUUCGUCAGAAUCAUUUAAUGAAGAUAUUGCAAUGUUUAGUAAACAGAUCAGAUCACAAAAACCCUACUACACAGCAGAUCCCGAAGUCGAUUCACUGAUGGUGCAAGCAAUACAAGUACUUCGGUUUCACCUUUUAGAAUUAGAAAAAGUACAUGAAUUAUGCGAUAAUUUCUGUCAUCGAUAUAUAUCAUGUCUAAAGGGUAAAAUGCCAAUAGAUUUAGUAAUUGACGAACGGGACACCACCAAACCACCAGAAUUGGGUUCAGCUAAUGGUGAAGGAAGAAGUAAUGCCGAUUCAACAUCACACACCGAUGGAGCUAGUACACCAGACGUUCGGCCACCUAGUUCAUCAUUAUCAUAUGGAGGAGCCAUGAACGAUGAUGCUAGAUCGCCGGGCGCUGGUAGUACACCUGGUCCUUUAUCUCAACAACCACCUGUCCUAGAUACAUCAGACCCUGAUGGUAAGUUCUUAUCAUCACUAAAUCCUACAGAACUAACAUAUGAUGGUCGAUGGUGUCGAAGAGAAUGGUCAUCACCUGCCGAUACUAGAAAUGCCGAUGCCUCAAGACGAUUAUAUUCCUCAGUCUUCCUGGGUAGUCCCGACAAUUACGGCACAAGUGCAAGUGGCGAUGCCAGCAAUGCUAGUAUAGGUAGCGGCGAAGGCACCGGCGAAGAGGAUGACGAUGCGAAUGGCAAAAAGAACCAAAAGAAACGUGGCAUUUUCCCAAAAGUAGCAACAAAUAUUUUAAGAGCGUGGCUGUUUCAGCAUUUAACACAUCCCUACCCCUCCGAAGAUCAGAAAAAACAAUUGGCACAAGAUACCGGCCUUACGAUACUGCAAGUAAAUAAUUGGUUCAUUAAUGCGAGACGAAGAAUUGUACAGCCAAUGAUUGAUCAAUCAAAUCGUGCAGUCUACACCCCUCAUGCUGGUCCCUCCGGCUAUGGUCAUGAUCCCAUGGGCUAUAUGAUGGACAGUCAAGCCCAUAUGAUGCAUCGUCCUCCAGGUGAUCCUGGUUUCCAUCAAGCAUAUCCUCAUUAUCCCCACGCUGCUGAAUACUAUGGACAACAUUUGUAAUCAAGUUUAGCAAUAAAAUCUCAUUAAAACAAAAGAUAAACAAAAAUACAACCGCAAAAAAACCUUAACCCCAACUAAUAAAAAAAAAGUUGGAUUGCUAGAAAAAAAAAUCUUCUCUAUAUUUAUAUAGUAAGAAAGCGAAAAAGGAGACCAAAACCAAAAUCUUAGAACAAAUAUAUAAGUCCUAAAUAAAACAACACAACAGCAGCAUUAACAACACUUAACAAAAUAGCAACUAAGCAACAGCACUAGGGCAAAGGAUACAAAUUUAUUUUGUUGUUUUUCUAUUAAUUUUCUAAAUUGUCAAAAAAAAGAGUAAAAUACCGGAUAUACGUAAAAAUUUUAAACUUUUUAAAAAGCUUUAAACUUAAAUCCCCCCAAAAAAAAUCAAUAAAGAAUUUAUUUCAAAAUUUAAGCCAACAGCAGCAAGAGCGGUUAAAGGCUUUCAAAAUUAUAAAAAAUAAAGAACUUCUGCAAUCACCUAGUGUUUUAUGGAAAUUUCUUUAUAACAAAAUUUUCUUAAAAAAAAUCCCAUACAAAAAAAAAUUUCUUAAGACAACCUCCGCUACAGCAAAAGGACAUUACUUGUUUUUUAAAAAAUUUAUGUUGAAUUUAACUUUAAAAACUAAAACACAGCGAAUUUAAUUUUUGAAAAAAAAACAACUACCACUUUUUUUGUUAUUACUAAUUUAAACAAAAAGGAAAAUUCUGUAAUUAACUAUAAAUUUCUUAACUUUAAUUUAAUACUAAACUAAAAAAAA